Athalia rosae (coleseed sawfly) is the source of this 5596-nucleotide messenger RNA. RefSeq lists its product as uncharacterized. The transcript has 17 exons. Gene Ontology annotation, cellular component: plasma membrane. The record is from RefSeq and is a predicted model, not a curated record. Bases 1298 to 3898 code for a protein of 866 amino acids. Lineage: Eukaryota; Metazoa; Arthropoda; Insecta; Hymenoptera; Athaliidae.
CGUCGCGAAACUGUCAACUUUGUACCGCGGUCUUCGCCACCCCCGUUUCAUAGUCACGUACAAUUUUUACCCCACUUCUUUCGGCGGAAAAAAAUCCCCGGCCUUACAGACAAACGGUUUCAACUGUACGAGGAAGUGCGACAAAUAGUUCAAAGUUCAAAUUCCACGAAUAAAAUUCUUGAGUCAGCUUAUAAAAGUUUAAUGACUCAAACUUCGUGUUUCCUAGUCCUGAAACAAUACCACAGUGACGCUGCUGAAAGUUUUUAAUGUACAAGGUGUGCGAAAUAUGAUCGAAUGAUACGUGGUACAGCUGAUAAAAAAAAAUCGGUUGGACAAAUUUUUAUUCAUCGAGUAUUUUUUUUACUUUUUCUUUUCAUUUGCCUUCUUGUUUUUUUUUUGAGCGUAACUUCGACUCGGCUUCAGAAUUUUAGGGAAUGAAUAAAUCAUUAGCACCUCAUUGCCCUGUGUAUUUUCACGUUAUAUGCAAUAUGAAUAAAAUAUCGCAGUGGCGAAACUCAAUGUAAUUGUCAUGGGAACAUUAUCGAUACACGCGACUAGAACGAAAUAGGAUGGUUUGUUCUCAAAUCCCACGUGAUUUUUGAAAAGUUUUAACAUAAACUCCGCUGCAGAUGUAAUGGAUAUUCGCGCAUAAAAUAUCGGCGGACGAUCGUUCGAAUUUCAUUUGUUUUCGCCAGUGAACUGCAGUUUUAUUCUUCUUUCGGUCCGUUAUACGCGUCGAAAAUCUCUGGGGACUGGGUUAUAGCCGCACGUUGAAAUUCCCGGCGAAAUGAACAGUUAAAUAAAUUUGAAAGUUGACGAAAUUUUUUAUCAAAGAUUUUUGUUGCAUUUUCCAAAGGAAAGAGACCAGCAUCACUUGGAUUAAAUUAUCUGUCCAGCUAAAUGCUUGCAGGAGGAAAAGUUUCGGAAAUAAAUGAAAAGCACAACUUUGCAUAGAUGGGAAGAAUCACUACCGGUCUCGGAAUCUCAACGGAGCCUUCGAUGUUUCAGAGGACGUCCGAAGGUCAACGUACGAAAUGCCAAGUGAAGGACAUGAGUGAAUCGAAAUUAGUUCGUUCGAUCGAUCGAUCGAACGAAUUUCCGGUGUAGAAACGAGAUAGAAAUCUCGAAAAUUUAUCGAAAGUAUGUACAAGACAGUGAACGAUAAUUCACCUGCGAGAAACGGUGAUGGGAAAGUAGAGGGAAUCGUAAAAGUAAUCAUUCACAAUCCUUCAUCAUGAUUUUGAGACGACGAGUCGUCUACAACCAGUGAAAGUUCGUCGUAUUAAUUAAUCAAAAAAUGACAGCCUUUCAAGGUCUCACCAUCCUGUGCGCGCUACAGUGGGGAAUUUAUUUAAACAAUUUCGAUGUGUUCGCCUCGACACCUGCAGCUGUCACCGCUCAGCUGAUCUGGACACCGAUAUACGUCGGCGGAACGAGUCAGGUUGACCUCUGGACACAAUCGACCGAGGGGUGCGCCUGCAGUUUCAAUUCAACGCGAACGGAUUGCGCUUGUUGCGUGCAGUCCGGUGGAUGCAGCUGCGGUGAAUCGUCGCCGCAUAGAUGCGCCCAAUGUGGACUUGAGCAGAAUUGCGCGAGUAUGUGCAACAUGACGUUGGACAGCAAACAACUGCUGGACAAAUCUGGUCGAGGUUUUGGCCAGAUAAAAUCACCGGCACUCACCGGACCCACCAGGUGUACGUACAGAUUUAUACCGGACACUGGUCAGCGCGUUGAACUCCAGAUAUACCGACUCGUUUCGAUCGGACGUCACAACGGUUCCGCGUGCGAGGGAGGGUGGCUUCAGCUUGAAAAGGGAGCGAUGGUUUGCGGGAGGAACGAGAGAUUCGAUCCGCCGGUUGUUCUCUUCUCCGACGACGAGGUGGCGACGCUCGAUAUGCGAAUAAACGAGAAGACUGUGAGAUCGCAAUUUCUGGCAUACUUCAGUUUCACAUCAACAACAAGCACGUCGGUCGGAUGGCCGGGGAGAGGAGGGAAGCCGGUCAACAAUACCGCGUGCGAUUGGGUCUACGAGGACACGGAUUGUCGGCACAAGGAUUGCGUCAUAGCCACCCCUGGCUAUCCAGGUGUCUACGCUUCGAACAGCCGGUGCAGAUACCUCGUAACAUCCGGUCCCCGAGUGUCGGUUACCAUAAAAUUUAACGCCGUGAUGCUGCCCCACAAUCAUUGCGCCACCGACUACAUAGCCGUCUAUUCCGGUACGGCUACCUCCAGCCCACUUUUGGUUAUGCUGUGCGGCGGGAAAAACACAACGGUCAUUCACUCGAGUCCCAAUAUUUUGAUAGAAUUCAGAUCCGGACCAGGAGUUCCGCCGUUCGAUUACAACGGAUUUGUUGCCACUCUUGGGUUUGUUGAAAUAACAACCGAAUCUCCGACCACUCCGACUCCGGAGAUCGUCACGAAUAAAGCCAACGAUAAUAUGAUGAAAUCGGUGGGAUUCGGAGGGCAAAACGUUCGGUACAUGGAAAGAGAUCCUCAGGAUCACCGGAGGGAGCAGAAAUUGAAUAGUUGUGACCUUGAAGUGCGAGGUGACGAGAUUAGAUCGGGGAAUCACGACACGAGGGGAAAACCUAAAUCCACAGUAUGCCGUCUGGUCCUCAGAGGAGGAUCUUACGAUUCCGUCCACGUGUCUCUGGCCAGCUACAAUCUCAGCGCACCGGCGUGUAGAUCGAUGAUCGAGAUCUUCGACGGACCACCCGAAGGCGGUACAACCGGUAACGGAAAAUCCUUGGAAAGGAUUUGCAGUCCCGUACAAAGGACGAUGCCUCAGGACCCGGCGCCGGUUGUUGAAAAGUACCUCGAAACCGAAAGAUAUUCGUCGACUGGAAGGGAAAUGACAGUCGUAUUGAGAAGAUCCGCCAACACUUCGAGGGACGAGGAAUUCAUGGAUGUCGUAUAUUAUUUUCACGAUGAAAGGGAAGGCGGCACGCAGCAACCGGCUAGUGUAUGCGACGUGGAAUACUUUGGACUUAGUUCGCCGAAGAAUGGUUCAGUUGUUCACCCGGCACCGCAUAGAUUAUUCGCGAUGGAAGGAGCACUGAAAUGUCGUCAGCAUUUCAUACCGGCCGCAAAUCAAUCCGUCAUAAUAACGCUUCAGAGUACGAAUAGGCAGAUUUCGAACAGCCCUUGCGACACGCAGUGCGGCGACAGUGGUUGCCGAUGUUUUGCAAACAAGACCCUCGACGAGAUCGAUCAUUUGCAAUUGGUUUCCGAAACUGGUCACAUCGUGAGCUGUCUUUGCGGCAGUUAUCAGGACUGGUUGCCUGUGGGUAUUCGAAGCUGGACUCCGGUUUACAUCGAGUGGUCCAGAUCGUCCAGAGCUGGUUUGGAUUUCAAAGCAACUUACAGAUUUGCCGAUGACGCUUUUUGCGGAGACCAUUCCACUACCAGACCGGAAGGCGAGGUGAGCAGCGGUGAUUUGGCAAACGAAGUCGUCAAACUGAACAGUUUUUACCAGCAAAAAUGUACCUGGGUUUUGGAUUCAACGACCGAUCGACAGCUCACCGUAGAAGUGGAGUCGAAUCAGAGCAAGCCCUGCACAGCCUGGAAUCUAACGAUACACGAAUACAGCAGUAGCGGUGACCCCGCGGGUCCGAGACUUCAUACAUUUUGUUCGAGGGACAGACACAGGAAUUUCACCCUCCCUUGGAAAAUGAACACCGUCGUUGUUCGACUCCAGGCCUUGAGUCGAACGGCACCUCAGUACGUGAUGAGAUGGCGUAGUGAUGCGGCGACGGCGAACACACGCAAGAGCGGUCCAUCGCCGGCGCCCAAUCAGGUCAUAAAAUCAUCCGGUCAACGCUGGGAGUCAACGAAUAUCGUCAUUUUCACGUCAAUCCUUCAGGCGUUGGCUGCUUUCUUGGCUUUUCCAUUUUUGUAAUAUCUGUGAAGCAAAAAGUACCGUUCAGUCAUUAUAUCAUACAUGAUACCAUUUCAAGUUACAAAAAAAAAUUUGCGCACACUUUCACCACAUGCAGAUGUACGUCAAAAGUAUGUGUUGGAAAAAUUGAAUUGUUUUCUACCAAUUUUAUAUCGACAGUAAUUUUUAUUCGGUAUAAUCUACAAAUGUUUAUUUUCAACUUUUGAAAGUCAGAGAGAGUCAUUACUGACAUGAAUUUCGUGUUAAUCGUACGUCUUGUUGGUGAUAUGAAUGCCAAGUCUUGAGAAUUAUAAAGCUAAGAAAAUUGUAUUCCGAAUUCCCUCGAAUAAAAUCUGUGCAUGUGAAUCGUGUGAAGGGUAAUGAUGAACAGAUUUCCGAACCUGAGGGAUGAUAAUUUGGUAAUCGGUAUGAAUAUAGCUGGCCUUGUAAAUAUCGAAACGGUAAUAGCUGUUAUUAGGAACUGUACAGAAUCCAAUGAAUUUAUUAUUCAGGUAGAUGAUACUGAUAAUAUUUAAACAAAUGUACCUAAAUAUAUGUGUAUAAAAUAUACAUGUAGCUAAUUCAGUACACAAAUAUAUUAUAUAUGUAUAAAAUAUAGAUAGGUCAAGUUAACUGCCUGUCAGGGUAUAGCCAAUUUUCAAUUUCUCGGCCAAAUUUGUCAUGACUACAUAGUUGAAGUUCGGACUAAACUUGCACAAUAUUGAGGUACGACGGAUGAAUUUCAUGCACAAAAAUUGCAUCAAUUUUGCCGAUUCCAUAAUUCAAAUCGUGAUAUAAAGCUGAAACAUUUGAAAUUGGUUACUCUGUGAAUGAAGAACAUCAAUUAAAUUUCUAGUGCAAUAAACAUCGUAUAUUUGUGUAAAUAAAAGUUUAAUAACGAUGAAUAAAUGGUUAGAUAAGAAUAUACUACAAUACUAGCGAGUACCCGACAUGCGUUGCUAUUUCACGCAAAAAAAGCGAGAUUCACUUGGAAAGUAGAUUUGAUUAUGUACACGAUCGCUAUUCAUUAUCUGUCUUCUGUAAGACAAUACCUAGAAUAUACUUAUUUGUUGAGAUAUUAUGAAAUUGUGCAAACGGUUGAGUAGUAAAAGAACGCAUACGGGACAAAUGAAGAAACAUUCGUUUUUAUAUACAUGAUUAAAAAAAUUAGAAAAAGGGGUUAUGUAUUACUCGAGACGUAGGAAAAAAAAAUUUGGAAAAAAGAUUAUAGCACAGAACUGCACUUUAAAAUAUAUUAUAUUUAUACUGCAAUACCGAUAGCUGAUAAGUAUGACAUUAUGAUACCGAUCGAUUGAAAUUUACUUAUUGAUGGAAGCACUCGAUGUUCACAUUAUUCACAUACGACUAUAAGACAAUGAGCAGAGCGAUUAUAAUAUACAAUUUUAUCAUAUAAUAAAAACGAAAACCAAAGAAAAAACAGUGAACACAUGUUGAUUGAACGACCAGUCGGAGAAGAAUUGAAUCAAUAAUAAAUAUGUACCAAGAACAAUGUGGUCGAAUUACCUAUUAGGUCUGAUAUUCAAUUAUCUAAGAUGACUCGUGAAGAGAUAUUUGUACAUAUUAUUAUUUUACUUCACGAUAAAAGAUUACCUAUUAUGAAAUGAAAUCAAUAUUCUACCCUCAUCGAAACAAACGAGGAAGUUCCGCGAUUCUAAUUGAUACAAAUAGAGAAUAAUUCUAAAGAAAUAAUAAUGAAAA